Molecule: messenger RNA, 3032 nt
Organism: Spea bombifrons (plains spadefoot toad)
Lineage: Eukaryota; Metazoa; Chordata; Amphibia; Anura; Pelobatidae
Product: B-cell receptor CD22-like
Exons: 12
Coding region: 1-2373 (790 amino acids)
Source: RefSeq, a predicted model, not a curated record
AUGAUACCGUGCUUUAUCCGUCACCCUCAGAUAGAAAAGUAUAUAUGGUUCCAAAAUCCAAUCUAUAAUAACACCACUAAAGAGUACGAAGGAAAGGUCGUGUUUAACAGUUCAUAUGAGUCCCCUGAAAAUCGAGUGCAGCGUUUGGAAGAAAAACUGGACAAUUGCACAAUUCUGAUAAGAAAUGUCCAAGAAGAAGACACUGGGACCUACGGAUUGAGAUUGUGGCUGUCGAAUGAGAAGUGGAUGGAAAGGAAUCUGUCCAUCUUGGUUUCUGAUAUCGGACCUGAUUUUAAAAUAGAACAAAAGGAUGUCCGACUAAAAGAGAACCAACAAGUCACAUUGGUUUGCUCUGUAAAUUAUUACUGCCCAGAGUACCAGGUCAACUUAUCUUGGACCGGAAUCACGGAUAAUGAUGCGAAAGCCGUCGUAAGUGUGGAUACUAAAAAUCUGCAGACCACGAACAAGUUGACUUUUAAGCCAUCAUGGAAGGAUCAUAACCAAACAAUACGGUGCAUUCUGAGCAGGCCAAGUUCAGAAGCGGAAAGUCGAAAUAUCACUCUGAACGUUGAGUAUGCUCCAGAAGGUGUUCACAUUUGGCCUAACAAUUCUCUAUUAGUAAUUAGGAAACCUGAAAAGGUAACUCUGGAAUGUAGGGUGAAUAGCAGUAAUCCACCCGUUAAAUACUUUAGGUGGUAUGAAACUUUCAGCAGAUCUGAAAAACUACUAGGGGCCAAAGACAAGACUUUUAUCAUCGACCGAGCCGGGAACUUCAAGUGUGAGGCUACAAAUGAUGUCAGCAAAUCUAUGUCAAAAGCCAUAUCUGUUUUUGUGCAAUUUCCCCCAGAAUCCGUAAAAAUUAUAAAGCCACCUUGGAGCAUUAACGAAGGAGACCGUGUUAUUUUAGAAUGCUCUGCUAAGGCAAUUCCUGAUCCAACCAAAUACAUCUGGUACAAGAACGAGAAACGGGAUUCUGAUCACACCACCAAGCAUUAUAAUUUCGAAAGGAUAACGGAAGAUCAUGCGGGAUCAUAUCAGUGUGAGGUUUACAAUGCACUCGGGCAAAGCAAAUCCGAAUCCUUACAUUUGGAUGUCAAAUAUAAACCAAAAAACCCCGAAGUAAUACUUGAUCCGGAAGGGACUUCGUUCACUGAGGGGCAGAUAGUUACAUUUCUCUGCCUUACGAACAGAAGCAACCCUCCAGUAUUAAAAACCGAAUGGCGCAAGAAUGAAAAGGUCAUCGAUAUAUCUAAACCGCUAAAGCUAGCACCAAAGGAUUCUGGGAGUUACAAAUGUAGUGUUGAAAAUGAAGUAGGUUCCACGGUCUCAAAAAGUAUACCCAUAACGGUCCUUUACCGUCCAAAUCAAGUGACAGCUGAAAUUGUAAAUAGUGACAAAAUAAAGGAAGGUGAAAAGAUUUCAUUGAAAUGCACAGCGAGCCCGAGCGAGCCUAAAGUCAGCGGCUACGCGUGGUACAAGGACGGGGACCUGUAUCCGCAAACCAGCCAGGCGAUCGAGUUUCAAAGCAUAAAGUGGACGGACUCUGGAGAUUACGCCUGCGAAGCGCAGCACGUCGUAGGAAAUGUGAAAUCUCAGACUGUGAACGUUAAUGUUCAGUAUGCUCCGCGUCAAGUGGCCAUUUCAGUAGACCCUUCGCAAUGGGUGACGGAACACUCACGCGUGGCCAUGACAUGUAAUGCAAAGGCCAACCCAGGUCGCCCAAUGACCUAUGAAUGGUAUCGAAACAAUGUUUCGCUGAGAAUGUACAGUGGAGUAGCCACACUUUCAAUCAUUAAAAUACAGACGGCUGAAGAAGGACAUUAUUAUUGCACGGCGAAGAACCAGGUUGGGAUUGGGCGGUCCAACACUGUUUAUCUACGUGUUUCAUAUAGUGCCUUUACCAUAGGGAAGUACACAUCAACAGGUCUUGGGGUACUUCUAGCCAUCAUUUUAUUGGUUUUGGCCAUCCGGUUUAAAAUUUGGAGAAAGCUACAAAGGAAUCCAACAGACGACAUAAGUGAUUCAUCCUUCUUUGUCCUGAAAAAGUCGCACAAUGAGUUACUGGAUGGUGGGGUUAGACAAAGUCCAUCUGUACAUAGCUCUGUAGAACAUCUGGACUACUCCACCAUAAUAUUUCAAGCUUCAAACGAAAGAGAAACCCAAGGACCCAGGAAAGGAAGAAACUCUCAAGAUCCUGGAGUUAUCUACAGUGUGGUGAGGAAGCCACAUGGUGAAAUGCACGAGUAUGAGAACGUUAAGUCAGCAAACAACGACCAGGAAGAGAUACAUUAUUCGACAAUCGUCAACCGGGCAAAAGGGGGGGCAGUGCGUCAAAAUGAUUUGUCUGUUGAAUAUGCCACUCUCAAGUGUUGAACCCAAACUAUGUUAUUUCACGGGCAUUAAUGCAAGCAAAUUCUUACACGUGUUAAUAAUAUUAACCCUUUGUGCUGAUGCGUAGAUUCUUCCGAGAAUCCUGGUAACAAAGCAAAAUCAGUUUUAGGCAAUGGAUGGACCAUAACCCCAACUUCUGAUACCUGGAGAUCUGAGAGUUGAAGUCCAUCAAUGAUCUGAGAGAUGUAGUUAAUCAUUAGGUUUAUCAUCCUAUAGUCUAAUAGAAGCCAUACCACUUGGGCAACAAGAAGUAGAUGUUUAAGUGACUAUGAGAAAGUCCAAUUAAAUAAAACCAAGGUAGAAGUUGAUGAGGAUAUUAGGUCAAUGGCUGAGGCACUGUUGACCACUCCUCUGUAUUACAUUAUAUUGUGUCAUUGUGUGUAAUUACAAUAUAUGUGUUGUAUAUACGUCCAAAUGCAAGCUUAUGACUUGUGUAGAUGGCCCUGGUGAAUAACCCGGCCCUAGGACAGAAUAUGUCUUCCCAUUCUAUAACGAGCCUGACUAAAUAUUAGCCUUAUAGAACCCUCGACUUGGGGGCCUCAGGGACAGACCUCUCCUAGUAGACACCGCCAAGCACCUCAUUUUUAACAGGUGACACAUGGGCCACAGUCUAAUUUCCGAAUCUCAGAGCCUGUGACCAU